This is a messenger RNA of Pogona vitticeps (central bearded dragon), 563 nucleotides long. Lineage: Eukaryota; Metazoa; Chordata; Lepidosauria; Squamata; Agamidae. The record is from RefSeq and is a predicted model, not a curated record.
UUUCCGCCCGGUGCGUGAGCUGUGUGCGGGCAGUUGGGAGAGAUAGGGCUCCGGAGGCGGCGGCCAUGGCGCGGAGCUCGCUCUCCUCGCGCUUCCGGCGCCUCGACAUCGACCAGUUCGACGAGAACCGCUUCGUGGAGGAGCCCGACGGGGCCGAGGCCGGGAGCGGGGCCGGCGGCGGGGCCGAGAGCGAGGGAGGAGGAGAAGGAGGAGGGCCCGGCCCGGAGGUGGAGGCGGCGCUGCGGCAAGGGGAUAUGCUAAGAGCAUUCCACGCCGCGUUGCAGAAUUCCCUGGUUAAUACCAAGAACCAAGCUGCGAAGGAGCGGGCUCAGGAAAUGGUGCUGAGGGUCCUGACCUCUUUCAAAGGGAGUGAGAUCGAGCAAGCGGUGAACUCCUUAGACAGCAACGGUAUUGACUUGUUAAUGAAGUACAUAUAUAAAGGAUUUGAAAAGCCCACGGAAAAUAGCAGUGCAAUACUACUUCAGUGGCACGAAAAGGCGUUAGCAGUAGGUGGACUAGGAUCCAUAGUCAGAGUUCUUACUGCACGAAAAACUGUUUAAAAA